AUGCUAUCAAGAAGUAUGGGACUGAUAGUUGUGAAUAUAUUAGAUUUGAGAGCUAAGCUCUGCAGGAAUGCUCAGAAGAAGAGAAAGUCUGCUGCUGCUGAUAUUAUCAAUAAGUAUGAGAAUAAUUUAGAUGAUUUGGUGGAGCUGGACUUUGUGAAAGAUACUAAUAAUAAUAAUGAAUGUAAAUCAAACAUGUAG
This is a messenger RNA of Coccidioides immitis RS, 198 nucleotides long. RefSeq lists its product as uncharacterized. Lineage: Eukaryota; Fungi; Ascomycota; Eurotiomycetes; Onygenales; Onygenaceae. The transcript is spliced from 3 exons. The record is from RefSeq and is a predicted model, not a curated record. Bases 1 to 198 code for a protein of 65 amino acids.